AUGCCUCGUCAAACCGGUCCACGUAAGCCCACGGCCAAGCAGCUGCUGAAGCAGAAGCAGAAGGACGAGAAAACGCGGAAAAAGAACGAGCAGACGUUCGCCAACGCCGUGCAAAACUCGAAGAGCACCAUUCUCGAUGUGGACAUGCGGUACGUCAUGGACACCUUGCGGGACAACCCUUCGUGGAUCAGCCCACUCGCCGGUCUCAUUCGUUCAGGCUCACUCAACGGACUCCUGAAAGAGGUGGCCGCGAAGGACGAAGUCGGCGGGCUGAAGUGGAAGGCCCAAGGCAAGUGUAGCAAGUGGGGACAGCUUCCGCUGGAGAUGUGUCUCCUGAUGCUCAGGACAUCAGGGGUGGAGCUCUCCGAGCGGGCCUCGAAGGAGCAGGACGUUGUUCGGACUUUAUUCGCCGGACACUUCUGGGUCGCUGAGUCUGCACCCUUGCCAACUCGUUCGGACCUCCGCUAUCAGAGCACGCUGGUCAAGCUGGCGAAAGCUCGGCUGGAACACGCCGUGCAUCGCAACUGGGCUGGUGCCCUCAACGCGGAGGCCCCGCUGGACCACACCACGAACCGGCUGAAAAUGUGGUCGCUCAAUGGAAACACGCUGGUUUGUCAUGUUUUUUCGGUGGACGAGGACGAGAAUCUCUCGAAGGACUGGAAACCCGGCCAAGAACUUGAACAUGAACUUCCGAAAUUACCCGACGGCCAGGACUGGAAGCUGAGUGAUGCACAUUCACCCGAUUGUACCGUGUGCGAUGGACAAGUUCACUCCAUGUUCGAUUUCGACUGCGCCAGCUUCUUCCCGAUGUUGCCGGACUUCAAGGAGAAAUGGAACUAUGAUCUUCCAGCGGACACAGACACAAUGGCCAUGGACGGCGGUCUCGGCGGGUCAUCGGAGAGCUCGUUACACUUCGGUACCAGUUCAUUUUCUGAUAUUCAGCUCCGCUCCUGCAGGAAACGAAAGACGACCUCGCAGGACCCUGGCACGGAGGAGACAAACAUGGACCUGGACACAGACACGGACAAACAGCUUCCCGGCGAUGAAGAAGUCGAGAAGCAAUCUGGGAGCACACGUGUUUCGGACACACGUGUUUCGGAGUUUUCCACGUCGACAUUCGCGACCGUUCUCCUUCUUUUCCACUGGCAACAGGGCAUGCGUAAGGAUGCCAAAUGGAGAAAGCACAAAGACACUGUGGUCAAACUCGCCGGAGAUGUGUUGCAAGCCUUCGCCUCGUUGUUCCUGGUGGACCACACGUCGGUGUUUACGUGGGAGGAGCAAACAACUACACUUGUGUUCCAACACGGUAGUCUGGAUGUGAAGCAGCUGCACAAGCAAUGUCCAGUUCUACAGAGUACGAUAUCAACAUCACGACCUAGAUUCCUUCAGGUCCUAGAAGAUGUUGCGUUGGACUGCUCCAAAAGGACAAUCUCGCAAAAACGACGGGCAGCUGCCCUCAGGCUGCGGUGCUUCUUGUUGGAGACAUUGACAGCAGCCGUGGAAACGUCGGAGAGUACACACUCGUGUUGGACGUCGUUGAAUGUGAAGCAGCUUCUGCAACUGAGGAGUGCCGCUGGGUAUCGUCGUUCUUCACAUGUCUUUAAAGAAUCGAUGACUGCUACCUCCAGUGCCACACAGCGGACAUUGGUUUCCACUUUGGAAGGGCACACGUUCACCGUGGAGGACACACCCACGCAGGACGCCAAGAACGCGAAGAAAAAGACUUCCAUGGACGCACACCGGCUCACACGCAUGGAGAGGUACGCAUACCUGCAGGACGGCAAGCAGCAGUUCUUUUCGACGGACAUACUGUGUGUCGUUGCAGAUGCACUACACGUGGGCAGCGAGGAUUGGCUUAACAUCAUGGUGUACAAUCACACGAAGGGCAAGGUCUGGAUUUGCCCGCCGCAGGUGCAGGACCACUCGUCGUGCUUAACGGCCGAAGAAUGGACCAAUAUGUGGAGCAGAGCAUCGCAGAAGUUUCUGGACGGUGACAAAACUCGUGGUUCUGCUCAUGAGGACACAGAAGAACGGGUGUCAACGCUGCAGUGGAUGCAGGACAUCAACCAUGGACUGAAACCCUUGGGAUGGUCAUUCGGACGAUGUCAACUCAGAGCACAUGGACAGCCGUUUCGUGGCUCUGAGGACAGUACACGCGGUUCCCGGGCGCCCAUCAUCAUUUUGUGUACAGACCAGGAGUCCACGCAACUCGCCGCAGUCGCUUUCUUGAGGAACAAGAAGAACCUGUGGGUGGAACACGUGUCGGACCCAGCACAUCGGUCUCACAACGACGUGGCCUUGGCCAUGUCUGGAGCAGGACUUCUCAAAUUUGCACAGUGGUGCAUCUCGUUGUACAACAUCAGAUACGGACCGUGGCAGAAGGGCACAUGGUCCAAGAAGAUCCAGCAGACGGCCCAACACAUGAAGGACAGCAUGGACCCGUCGGACCCAGUUUUGCUCAUGUUCUUCGAAGACAUAUUGCUGGACGCUGGUCUCCCACUGGACAAUAACACGGAGGAGACGCGUAGGGCAUGGCUGCAGACCUUGCCCGAAUUGGACUGCAUCCGCACAAAGGGCACCAAGGCCAGCAAGAGUCGUUUCAAUUCGUUAACAACAGCUCAUGCUGCGUUGGACAAAGAAUGGUCCGUCCUGGCACUUGUUUUAACGGUGUGUUGUUUGGAACACAAGUGGACACUUUCCGCAAAGGACCUUUUCACGCAGGACAGCAACCAGGCUCGUGCCUCCUUAACACACGGUGGAAGCAAGUCCUCUGCUGUGAAGGAGGCAAAGGACUCCAUGAACGAAGCACGGCAGGGCAAUGCGAACAGUCUCCACACGAUGACGAAGUUCAUCAUCCUGCCGGACAACAAGACGACCGCCAGAUUGGUUUUCCUCGUGCUACAACCCGAGCAGCUUCGCUGUUCCAGGAUGCUGGAGGAGCUUCGUUCCAGUGCAUCCACGUUGGCGUAUUAUUCGGAGUGGUCACAUUGGAGCUGGAUGACCACUGCAAAGGAGCACCUGCAGACCUGGUCGAACUUGGACAAGCUAGCACGCCUUGGACUGGACCUUGCACUUUCACGUGCACGCCCGCCGGACGAAGAGGAGUUGGUCUGGCAGGACACUCUAGCCCUGCAAAUGACGAGGCUGACACAUCAGAUCUUGCGUUUGCGUGCCGGCGCACAGCUCUACCACACAUGCGGUUUCGGUGCUACUGCAGGACUUGUCCACAGUGACCCAGGGUUUCGUCGUUCCAGUUUGGACUACUUCAAAGAGAUGGACGAGUGCAUCAAAGACACACAGAGGAGUGGUUCCCUCAGGGCCAAGCAACUACUCGCAGGUCACUUUUCCCAUGGACAAAUCAGUCAGUACCUUCUCGCAGAACUGCAGAGCACUCGGUUUGACAACCUUACAGAGGAAAUCGAUCACGUUCUCCGAAGUAUUUGGUCUGGGCUCUUGAACACGAAGAUCAUCGAGGACUGCAACAAAGUUCAACGCGAAGCUGAACAACGACAUGGCACAGCAAAGGACUUAGGACACUUGGAUGGUUGGAAAUCUGUGAGCACGUCGGGCUUGGUCAAGAUGUACAAACGCGAGGAGGCAAUCACCAACCAGCUGCACCACACGCCGGCCGACUUUAACUUGACGAGCCUCUUCAGCAAGACGACGGCCAACAAUCUCGCAAAGCGUGCACGUCGUUCCACGAAAUCUGCGAGUGCAGAGAUGACCCCGGCGGAGAUCCAGGAGGCACAGCUCCUGGCAGACGUCACGAAGCGCAGGGACUGGGCGUCGCACAACCACUCGGAGGAGCAGGAGGUUCUCGCAGCAUAUUCCUUGUUGAGGAAGGCAUGGCGAGCCAAAACUUGGCAGUUGUGCGAAGAAGGCUGGUGCUCUGGACUCCUACCCGAAGGACACGCUGUACUCGCCGGUGAAUCCCCUUUGUUCAUCGUUCGGAGCUAUCGUGUGGCCUGUUUGGCAUGGCCUGGCAAGAUUGUGCACGACGCCGGGUCUGAUUUCUUCGAGUUCGACAUGACCGUUUCUUCUUUGUAUUGGAUGCACAGCACAUCCGUGGACACGGUUGUUUUGAAACUGCAAGCUGCUUCACCUUUACGUGUCCUGGCCAUGAUUUGCGAAAGUAUGCUAGUGACACAGGGAUUUACUAGUUUUCGUGAUCCCAUAUGA
Molecule: messenger RNA, 4179 nt
Organism: Symbiodinium sp. CCMP2592
Lineage: Eukaryota; Dinophyceae; Suessiales; Symbiodiniaceae
Source: the annotation of a GenBank genome assembly